Messenger RNA from Magnolia sinica, 907 nucleotides. RefSeq lists its product as uncharacterized. The transcript has 2 exons. The record is from RefSeq and is a predicted model, not a curated record. Bases 279 to 659 code for a protein of 126 amino acids. NCBI's taxonomy places the organism in Eukaryota, Viridiplantae, Streptophyta, Magnoliopsida, Magnoliales, Magnoliaceae.
UUGCCUUUUCUUCUCGUUUCUUCCAAGUUUGAUCUCAUUUCUUUUUAGCGUUUAGAUGAAGUUGAUGUUUCUCUUCCCUUGGUCACCAUCUCUAAUCCCCCCAACCCAUUGUAGAUCAAAACCCCAAACCCCUAUAGAUCGAAACCCACGGCCCCUGUCCGGCAGCCUCCUACUCAGCCCCUGUCAAAACCCUCAUCUCCUUUGGAAACCUCAAACCCAUCCCUGUGAAAACCCCGGUCAACGUCCUCACCCAGCCCCUAUCAAACCCUAGCCAUUUUAUGGCACCGCCAUCUCUGUUUUCACAGUCGGCCGCCAGACCCAAAAACCGUGAUAUAGUCUCCGUGAUCCGCAACCCUCGAUCGAUCCAGAAUACUCAAUUGGCGUCGUGCAUUGAACCACCUGUGUCGCUGUCCCAUUAUUUCUGGCAGCAUUGCGGCAUCCUCCGUCGACACCACCAUCAUUAUUUCGGGCUGCAUUGCAGCGCCCGUUCAGUGGCAUCCUCCGUCAACAUUGUUGGUCUCGAUUGUUGCCUCUGCACUCCUGUUCCAGCUCAGCAGUGUGGAAUGCCAACAGCAGUAAUGGUGGAUCAGUUCUGGUGGGUUUCACCCAUUUCAACAGGCCAGGUAAAGUUUGUUUUAUGGUUGUUUGUAUGUUGUUAGAUUAGGUUGAAUGUUGGAAUUCGUGUUCAGCCUACAAGAUACUUGGAAUUAUUGUGCUAUUUAGGGCUAGUGUUCAAAGUGUCAGCGAAAAAUUGAUAAUAUCGAUGAUAUUAUCGGUGUCACCAAGCCGGCAACACCAAAACCCCCUAGUUUCAUAUUUCUUCCAAUUGUUGGCGAUAAAUAAAGUUAUCGACGAUAAAUUCGCUGUAAGCUAACCCACCAAAAAUUUCGGUAGUGCAUAAAUACGA